CAAGCCCCAUAACUUCGUGCCGCUUUUGAGAGAGAAGGGCGGAAAUAAGCCCAAUAAAGAAGAUAAUGAACUGCCAACGACCGGCAUCCGCUUACCUGCCUGCAGCUAUUGCAGCGCUGAGCCUGAGCCUGAGCCUGCCUUGCUCGCACGUUUCUCCAGAGACUUUCCGGCAAGCCAAGUUCGAUCAACCUCAGGUGAGUUUAAUAUUCUGGAAGCUACUAUAUCAUCUCCUGAAUCAUAUCCAUGGUGGAGGACAGCUAAAGUCUGCUGAUACAGGCACCCAAGUCAGAUUUGUCAAAUAUGCAGCCUUGAGCUAUGGAUAUAGAAGACCAAAAUUUUAUCAGCUUCCUGCUGAUGGUUCAGAAGCAAGCAGAGAAUUGCUAUUGGCACUCUCUUGGUUCCUUUGCAGAAUAGCUCUAAUGGAAAAGUUAUUGAUACUAAAUAGAUUUAAACUUUGGGAUGAAGCAAAAGUAUGCAUGUGCAAUCCUCUUCUAAAAUGUCUGCAAGAUGGGAAAAGCCUUGUUUCAAAACCUCACAUUAAAGGCCAAAAAGAUGUCCAAUACCUUCAGUGGUUGAAUGGCCGCCUGAAACUCCAAUGGCGGAGUUACCACUCUGACCAGGAAGAGCAAUGCAAGUUACUGCAUAAGGUCCAUUCCUACACAAUAGGUUCUCAUACUGACCCUGUUAUUGGCCAUUUCUCAGUCAUAGAAGUUGAUGUUGGAAGACAAGCAGAAAGAUAUAAGCAGUUGCUGCAUUUUGUGGAAUCUGACUGCUCCCGUCUAGAAGCAUUUUUGAAGUGGAAGCCUAUGGAAUCCCUUUAUUGGCAUUGGAUGGAGACUGUUUUGGAUAUGGUAAUAGAAGAUACCCAGAACCAGACUAUGUGUUACAAGGGCUGUCUUUUGCCAGGUUCUGAUCUGGAAUGCCAUGGUGUUGGCAGAAUUAUGGAAGAACUUGACAAAUGUAAAAAAGAUCUUCUGAGUCUGUGCCAGGAGUUAUGUGAGCAUAUAACCCUCAGGAAACUGGCUUGUUAUGGAAAGGUCAGAACAAGGCAAGAAAAAGGAGAGGAAGAUGUAUGCAUGGCUGUAAGAAAAGUACAAGAAAUUGUGGAGCUGAAAUUCUCUGACCUUAAGUGCAAUAACAGUACCUGUGGAAGCAAUAAGUUGCAUGGUCCAUAUAGACUAGUUUAUAAAAAAAAGUGUUUAAAGGACAGUGACAUGGAUACUAUUGGAACAGCAGCACCUACCAAAGCCAUUAGAGAAGGAAUCACUGCCACAGAUGUGAUCAGUUUUCUAAAAAAGAAAGAAGCAAGACUGAAGACACAGCUAAAGCAGUGUCAAGAGGGAGAUAGACAGAAGAUUCAUAAAGCAGCAAAGAAACUUGGUCAAGUGCUUUUCAUCCCACCAAUGAAAACACAACAAGCAAAAAUAAGUGCAGAAGUUGACAAAGUUCACCACAUUUGAAAGAACACUUUGGGAUUGCUUGAAAUUGCUUCACCCAUUUUUGGCAUUUAUUUCUGUCUUCUGAAUGCAGCUGCUGGCCCUUUAAGCUUACUAUGCACCCUCUCAUUUUGAAAAAAAAAGAAUAUGUUUAAAUGCGCUACAUGUUACCUCAAGGCUAUUAAUGAACAGGAGGUUAAUAUUCAUAUCUUUUAAAAUUAUUUUAUCUUUUUAGAUAGGUAAAUGUUGGUGCCCAGUUUCAGUUUAGCUAGAACAGAUUCAACACUAUACUACACUACACUACACUCUCAUACUGAAUAUUUGGACAAGAGGUCUGUAAGUAUGAGAAUUAUGUAUAUUUAGUACCAUCUUCAAUAAAGAUUUUGAUGAAGUACUACUUGACAUGCUGAUUAUCAAGCUUGCUAAAUGUUGGCUGGGUGGCAUGACAAUGGAUAUUUUAAUUAUUUGAAUGCAAAAUUGGAAAGCAUCCUUAUCAAAUUUUCAGAUGUAAUUGGGUACGAUAGCUAGAAAGCAGAAAUAGAAUUCAAAAUAAUCUCAGCAGGUUAAAGAAAUGGCAUAAAAUUAACAAAUUCAGCAUAGACAUUUUCAAAGUUGUUCCUCUGGAAAACCAUCACUGAAUGCUUAAAUAUGGGAUAGGACCACCAAGACCUAACUCAAAAUUUAAAUCAUAACAUUUCCUCAUGCCUUUGCAGACGCCCUGUGAUAAUAUUGUGGUCCCCCAAUGGUCCGCAGACCACAGGUUGAGAACCAUUGGGAUAGAGGAUACCUGACUUGGUAUUAAUAUUUGUUUUUAAAAAAAACCUCUUAGAAUAGUACUGAUUCCAAAUAGGAAUUUCUUGAAAGAAUGCAAAUGCAAUUUAGGGAUGUAUCAAAUCAGGCAUAUUUUUUAAUCAUAUGAAGCAAACAUUCCACUCUAUUCUGCUUUCACCAGACUCCAUCUCAACUACUGUCUAGUUCUGGGCUCAGAAGAAUUCAGAGCAAUUGUAAUAUUUCUAAACUAGGCUAAUGAAGUGUAUAAAAUAAUUUGAAACUAAAUCUUAGGAAGAGAGGGUUGGUCUUAACUGAUAACUGAUCGGGAUAUGAUAACACUCUUCUGAUACUUAAAAGGACAUUGCAUAACAGAUCCAACUUUAACAGAUUAACAGACUUGGAAGGGACUUUGUAGGUCAUCUUGUCCAACCCACCGCCCAAGCAGGAGAUUCUACUACACCAUUUCUGACAGAUGGUAGUCCAGUCUCUUCUUGAAAGUGAUGAUGGAUGGUUUCUCCUAACCCUAACACUAACCUCUCCCUGUUCAGUUUCCACCCAUUGUCUGGCCUUCAAGUGCUUUAGAAAAUAGCUCCUCUCUGUGGCAGCCUCUCAAAUAUUGGAACACUGUUAUCAUGUCUCCCCUAGUCCUCCACUUCACUAAACUAGCCAUGCCCAGUUUCUGCAACCGUUCAUCGUAUGUUUUAGCCUCCAAUCCCCUAAUCAUCUUGAUGCACCCCUAAUCAUCUGCACUCUUUCUAGAGUUUCAACAUAUUUUUUAUAGUGUGGUGACCAAAACUGGAUGCAGUAUAGAGUUCUCACUUGAUCUUGAUUGUAUCCCUCUGUUAAUGCAAUUUAGGAUUGCAUUGGCUUUUUUGGCUGCCACCACACACUGUUGGCUCAUAUUUAGCUGGUUGUCCACUAAGACUCCAAGAUCCCUCUCACAGUUACUGCUAUUAAGCCUGGUUUCACCCAGUCUAUAUGUGUACUUUUGGUUUUUCUUGCCUAAAUGUAAGACUUUACUUUUCUCUACAUUGAAUUUCAUUUUGUUAGAUAGGGCCCAGUGUUUAAGUCUGUCAAGAUCUAUUUGGAUCUUGAGCCUAUCAUCUAGGGCAGUGGUGGCAAAUCUAUGGCACACGUGCCAGAGGUGGCAUGCAGAGCCCUCUCUGGUCCCAUGUGCCAUCACCCCAGCUCAGCUCCACCGCAUUAUGCACGCACACCUCCCACCAGCCUGCUGGCCUGUUGCAUUCAUUCUGGCGGGCUUCUCAUGGGAGGUCCAGUUUAGGAAAACACAGGACAAGUGUUUUCUCGGGAUGAGAGAGCAGCAAACAAAAGGCUACCAUCUCUUUUAUUAGUUAUCCAAAUACAGCGUCAUCAGAAGGCGUUAUUAUGGCUACACAUCUCAUAUUACAUACAAGAGAUAGGAAAGCGAUACUAAAGGUGCAAAAACGAAACUUAACUCUGGCUAUUUGGUACCAGUUACUACCAGGCGAGAGGCCCAUCUCCUCUUCUCCCCGCUAUCAGAGAUUACCUCAACCCUCAGGAAUGUAGCAGGAGGAGAUAUCUCUGGCUUUGCUAAUACAGUCUAUGUUAAGAACAAAGAGAGAAUGAAUAGGGCCCUUCAGAGAGUAUCCAUAUGAACCCACUUUUUCCUCUCAGAUUAUUUUGGUGCCAAGCUCCAUACACGUGUCCAACCAGUUAAACUGGUCUAUACAUGUACUAUGGCCACCGCAUUCCCACACUGGCCUUCAGGUCUCUGCCAUGCAUGCGGGGGGCACAUGCAUGGGGUGCAUGUGCAGGGACACAAACGCAUGCACGGAGUGCUCGCAUGCGCAAAGGUGCAUGCAUGCAUGGGGCCUGCGUAGGGGCACAUGGAUGUUGCAUUUUGGGUAUGUGCGUGCUCUUUGGGUACCCAGUGCCAAAAAAGGUUCGCCAUCACUGGUCUAGGGUGUUGGCUAUUCAUGCCAGCUUAGUGUCAUCUGCAAAUUUGAUAAGUUCCCCUUCUAUUCCCUCAUCUAAGUCAUUUAUGAAAAUAAUGAAGAGUACUGUGUCAACCCUGGAGCCAUCUUUGAAGAGUCUUCAGAGUUGCCAUAGUGAGGCUCACUGGAGCUAAGGGAAAGAGAGGGGGUGUAGAGAUAGCAGAGGGAUAUGUAGUCAAAAUAACAUUCUCCUGGGAACCAAGGACACUCUCACCAGCAACUGGUGGGGUGUGGAUGGGAGGCAUCCAGGAUGAGGAGAGAGAUCUGAUAGGGACGUGUGAUGGUUCUGUGUAAUGUGGGGGAGAAAUUUGGAUUUGAACUGGAUGGGGAAAACCGGGGGACUUCAGGAUUGGGUUUUCACCAGCUGUGCCAAUAUGACUUGCCUAAUAAAUCUGUACUUUGAGGA
Pantherophis guttatus is the source of this 4589-nucleotide messenger RNA. It is a transcript of the gene TEDC1, whose product is annotated as tubulin epsilon and delta complex 1. Lineage: Eukaryota; Metazoa; Chordata; Lepidosauria; Squamata; Colubridae. The record is from RefSeq and is a predicted model, not a curated record.